AUGUUCAACGUUCUUAAGCUCGCCGUGCUCGCCCUCCUGGCAGCUCCCGCCGUCAUGGCAAGCGACAUUAUCGUGCAGAACAACUGCAAAUUCGACGUCUGGUGUGACGCAGCCAAGAACGACGGGUCCUCCAGCCCGUCAGUUAAGGUACACGCCGGCCGGCAUUACAAGUCUCCACUCCCUGCCAACAACGACAACGUCGGCUCUGUCUUGAAGUGCACCAACGUAGCUGGUUCCAGGAAGGUAUUUCAAGCCGAGCUGGCUGUGCAGCAUGGUAGGUCGUGGUUUGACCUGUCGGCCAUCGACGGUGACCCAUUCCUCUCGCACCACCGUCAUGCUGAGCUCGCGGGCCAGUGUGUUCUGGACUGCCCUCCCAAAUCUACAUCCUGCUAUUACCCUGUUCAGGUCGACUGUGCUACCACAGAAAAUGCCGUACUGACUCUUUGUUAGUUAGUAACGCCCGAGUCUUAGCAAGCAGGCCAUGUUGCCA
Daldinia decipiens is the source of this 490-nucleotide messenger RNA. RefSeq lists its product as uncharacterized. Lineage: Eukaryota; Fungi; Ascomycota; Sordariomycetes; Xylariales; Hypoxylaceae. The coding region runs from base 1 to 450 and encodes 149 amino acids. The transcript has a single exon. The record is from RefSeq and is a predicted model, not a curated record.